AUGCAUGUUGUUUUGUGCACAGGGGACACCAUCACUAGCGUGCAUGAGACCACUGUGGACGGAUUUCAACACAAGGAGAUUGUUCAGCUAAUCAGGGCCUCUGGGAACUCCAUUAGGUAAGCAGAUCAGAUCUCAAUGGUAAAGGGAACUGGCAAGGGGAUUGGGGACUGGUUGUGGAUGGUAACAGAACUUAAAUGUUCCACUUUUUGUAUAGGUCCUAGUCAAAUCGGUUCUUAUAAAGAGUUUGUCAAUGCUUUCUAGUGUCGUUUUCAUACUGAUACAUCUUGAACCUUCUUUCUUGAGCAAUGUUGCAGUCCAAAGUAUAGAAUCACACAGAAUCGAUAAUGAAGUCUAUCUAUUGAAUGAGAAUGGGAAUACUCAUUAAUGGCGCACUCUGUAAAUCUUGUCUAGUGGCACCUGAAAGAUAUUCUGGAGAAAUGUAAUAUAUUUUAAAUGAUUACCAUACAAUCAAUGUGACAUGGACGUACUCUAAACCGUUCUGUUCAUGUUUACACACCAAAGUUGCCUAGAAGCAAGCCAUUACCGUUUUUAAUAUGCAGAAUUAACUUGCUGUGUUAAAUUGGAACCACACUCUCGCUCUCUUUGUCUGCUUGUAAAAGAUGAAAGGCCUAUUAGAAUCGGGCCCCAUUUUAUAAACUCGGAAGGCAACUGCAUAAGCAGUGAAGUUAACCACAUGAGAGGCCCAGUGCAGGCCUCUUGUCUUACAAUAGACUUCAUCAAAUUAUUCUCGCCUCUAGUAAACAAAUAGACCUGCUGAACCAUUAACAGAGAGCUUGUAUCAGCCCAGUAAAAACAACACACCCCCUCAGAUGCUGAACCAUUAACAGAGAGCUUGUAUCAGCCCAGUAAAAACAACACACCCCCUCAGAUGCUGAACCAUUAACAGAGAGCUUGUAUCAAUCAGCCCAGUAAAAACAAGAAACCCCCUCAGAUGCUGAACCAUUAACAGAGAGCUUGUAUCAGCCCAGUAAAAACAACACACCCCCUCAGAUGCUGAACCAUUAACAGAGAGCUUGUAUCAAUCAGCCCAGUAAAAACAAGAAACCCCCUCAGAUGCUGAACCAUUAACAGAGAGCUUGUAUCAAUCAGCCCAGUAAAAACAAGAAACCCCCUCAGAUGCUGAACCAUUAACAGAGAGCUUGUAUCAGCCCAGUAAAAACAAGAAACCCCCUCAGAUGCUGAACCAUUAACAGAGAGCUUGUAUCAGCCCAGUAAAAACAACACACCCCCUCAGAUGUGCACCUGUUGCUACAGUCGAGUGGGUGUCUUGAAACGUGAUACCAUUCUGAAGCUUUUCCCCCUACUUGUAAACUGUUGAGCCUAGACUCUAGCAUGUUAGGGUCUCCUAUAUAAGAGCCUUUACAUGUCUACUUCUGAAGUUCCUCUCUGUUCUUAAUUGGGCCCAGAGUAUGCUGUGAAUACUUACUCUCGUUUUGUGUGGCUCUCUGGCCUUCUUGUGUCUGAAUUAACAUUACUCUGUCUUUACCAUAGGCUGGAAACAGUGUACAGCAACUCCAUUCGAAAAGCAGAACUGGAGGCAAGGCUUCAGUAUCUGAAGGUGAAUCUCUCUCCCUCUUCCCCUGUGUAGCAAAUCUGUGGUUCUGCUUGCUUCUACAGUUCAACAGAAAUUGGGUAUCCAGUGGGGUGUGAGACAAUGACCAUAGGAAUUGACUAUACAGCACAAACAGAUCUGGGACCAGGCUAUUGUGUGACUGGGAUCAGUCUGACAGUGUAGUGAAAAGCCUAUAGCCAGCAGACACAAAAUGCAGCUCUCUCACCAUGCAGCAUGCUAGAUUUAGACCAAUCCCUUUCCCACCUGUUUUUCCCCUCUGUUCCCACCUGUUUCAUGACUAGCGGCUGCAAUGCUCUCCAGCAUGCUUACAGAAGGCUGUGUGAGCACAGUGAAUGAGAGUAGACACAUAGUUACAUGCUUACAUUACACUUGGCUGGUAAAAAUUACCUUUUUUGUGUCUGAAGACAAGUGGCUUUUCUCAAGAUGACAGCUGCUGUCCCCAAGCUCAUCCAUCAGGCUCACAGGUGGAAAUCACAAAAAAUUUUACCUUUUUGACUGCUUUCUAAUAUUGCUGUAUUUUCUUUUAUCAGCAAACCGUACAUGAGAAAUGGGAUGAAUACAGAUCUUUGAUGAUGCAAGAGCAGAGGCUGGUUCAUGGUAAGUCAUUCAUUUAUGUUGAUGCAUAUGAUCUCAGGUAAAUUAAUUUGAAGUCAAUUUAAGAUGUAUAACACUCUUUCCCUGUGUCCUCUAGGCAUAGUGAUGAGUGAUGCUGCUAUCUAUGAGUCCCUGGAGUCUGCAGGGGUGUACGGUAGUCUGGGCACCCCGAGCCCGGCCGCCAUGCGUGCCCUUCGCUGCACCGGCAGCACCAGCAGCAGCGCCAGCCACCUGAGUGCCACCACGGAGGAGGACCCGCUCUACCAGACCUGUCUGUACCAGGGGCAGGGUGACCGCCUCAACGACGCCAACGGUGACCUCACCAAAACCACCAGCAGCACAGAGAAAGACAAACAGGAACAGGAGAAGCCACCCAAGGGUAAGCAGCGAAUGAUCCGUCCCGCCAGCGAGCUCUUCACCUCAGCAAAGACCCACCUGACCCGCAGCGCCAGCACACGCAGCUACAUGAGGGGCUCCAACAACAACUCUUCGUCAGCACCAGGGGACAAAGAGCAAUCGGGAGGGUUCAGCUCGCUACAGAGGAAACCCAAACAGAAGAGUUUGCGCCGACACCUCCUCAAGUUCAUCCCUGGACUGAACAGAGCCAUGGAGGAGGAGGAGAGCAAGCUCUGA
Molecule: messenger RNA, 2821 nt
Organism: Coregonus sp. 'balchen'
Lineage: Eukaryota; Metazoa; Chordata; Actinopteri; Salmoniformes; Salmonidae
Source: the annotation of a GenBank genome assembly